UAAUAUCCCCAACCUUCAUGGCUGGAAAAUACCCCCGCGAAAAGAACUGCACCUGUACUCUGAACCCCGAAGAUAAAAACCAAUCGCUGAUGACAUUAAGGACUGCAACGUUCAUCCUGAGAGCCAAACCCAAGUGUAAAGAUUACUUAGAAGUGACCACAAAUGAUAAAUCUGAGAAGUUGUGCGGGUUCCAGGAUACACGAUCAAGUUAUAAAGGCAAAGAUGUGACACUGAAUUUCUUCAGUAGUAACACUUUGUUCAAGACAAAGGGCUUUUGGCUGGUCAUCACAAGUGAGAGUCCAGUUAGGAUACGCUGUGGAGAAGCACUGAUUCAAUCAACCACCCCACAGAUAACUACUACACAAUUAAGCACCCAAAGAAUAGAUUAUAAUAUCUC
Molecule: messenger RNA, 397 nt
Organism: Owenia fusiformis
Lineage: Eukaryota; Metazoa; Annelida; Polychaeta; Sabellida; Oweniidae
Source: the annotation of a GenBank genome assembly